Mycena indigotica is the source of this 978-nucleotide messenger RNA. RefSeq lists its product as uncharacterized. The transcript has 11 exons. Lineage: Eukaryota; Fungi; Basidiomycota; Agaricomycetes; Agaricales; Mycenaceae. The coding region runs from base 1 to 978 and encodes 325 amino acids. The record is from RefSeq and is a predicted model, not a curated record.
AUGUUGUCCCGCUGUCGACGAAUGCGUCUCGUCCUUGCCCUGUGCGGCUUGCGGCUCGUCUCUGCACAUAUGGCCGCCUGGCAUCCUGGGAUGUACUGUUUGAAGGGGACGACGCCAGGCAAAGACGACAGCGACACGAGCGAAAUCGUGUUCCCCUUGUUCAACUUAACAAAAACGGACUGGUGGUUUCACCACUACAACGGCUGCGACCAAUUUCCUCCUGACAAGGGCGUUUUCCUUGAAUUGCCCGCCAAUGGCAAAUUUACCGUCGAGCUGGCUGUGAAUCGCGCAUUCACAAGCUUGUCGUACGGCGGCUCUCGCGUUGCGCAGUUUGGCGAUGGGCGGAACGACAUUGGUGGGGGCGUUGACUGCAUUACUAGGAUACAAAUCCACACACAGAACGAAUCCAUGGCUGCGGGUACCGCCUUCGCCAUUUCUUACCAAUCAGAACUAUCCGCCGUAACGCCGGAGAAUCUUGUCGUUUUCACGACCCUCUUUCACACCCCCUGGAAACGCGUAGCCACCUACCAAGUGCCAAAUCUCCCCGCAUGUCCGCCAGGUGGCUGCAUCUGUGCUUGGGGAUGGGUACCUAAUGGAUGUGGCGAGCCUAAUAUGUAUAUGACCGGCUUCCGCUGUAAAGUCACGGGCAAGACUGGCUCUGCCGCCGUCACAACGCCCGCCAUCCCACCGACCUGGUGCGAGGACAAGCCUAAUAGGUGUACCACGGGUCCUCGACAAAUGAUCUUCUGGAACCAGCUGGACGGAAACAAUAUCGAUGUGCAGGGCUUCGAUCUGCGUGGCCAGCCACGAAGUCCCGCUUAUAACUCGGUGCUGGGCUUCAAGGAGGGUGCCCAAACGGACAUCUUCGGGCCGGCAGGGAGCGCAAGCGGGGGAUCCAAUAUACCGAUCCCGUGGAGCGCUGUAUUAUUAUCCAGCAUUGUUUUGUUUUCAAAUCUCAUUAGCUUGACCUGCAUUUAG